AUGUAUCGUUCACGAUCACGAGCUCCACCACCACGUCCGGUACGAUCAUCACCACCAGCUGAUGGAGCAGGCCCCAUUUCUGGAUUAUUAGGUGGCGUAGGUGGUGCUGUCACCUGUCUCUGCUGUCUUUCAGCACUUGGUUUACUUGGUCUAUGGAUAACUUUUAUUCCAUUUGUUGCUUUCUUCAAAUAUGCAUAUGAUCAAGAAACAAGAGCUUAUGGUGGUAGUUCAAGCAUUAAUAAUCUUCAACAAAUCGUUUUUCUUCUUGUAAUCUGUGUAUUAACAAUUUGUUUUGUCAAACGACAAAUUUCUACAUAA
Molecule: messenger RNA, 318 nt
Organism: Rotaria sordida
Lineage: Eukaryota; Metazoa; Rotifera; Eurotatoria; Philodinida; Philodinidae
Source: the annotation of a GenBank genome assembly